CAUCAAACCAAUCCAUUUUUUCUGCUCUCUCUCUUCUUUCUUCUCUCUCACACUCACAUUCGUACACAUCUUGGCUUUGAUUUGAGGGGAUUGUAGGGUGAGAAAAUGGGGAGGAAGUGCUCACAUUGUGGAACCAUAGGGCACAAUUCAAGGACUUGCACAUCUUUGAGAGGCAGCACUAGCACUAGUUUCGUAGGACUUCGCCUCUUUGGCGUGCAAUUAGACACGUGUGUUGCCAUCAAGAAAAGCUUUAGCAUGGAUUCCUUACCCUCUUCCUCAUUCUCUUCAUCAAGAAUAACAACCAUUGAUGAUAGCUCUGACCGAACCUCUUUUGGCUAUCUAUCAGAUGGCCUCUUAGGUCGACCCCAAGAGAGGAAAAAAGGAGUGCCAUGGACAGAAGAGGAACACCGAAUAUUCCUUAUUGGACUUGAGAAGCUUGGAAAGGGUGACUGGAGGGGAAUCUCUAGAAACUUUGUGACAACAAGAACCCCAACACAAGUUGCAAGCCACGCUCAGAAGUACUUUCUUCGACUCGCAACUUUAAAUAAGAAGAAGCGACGUUCAAGUCUCUUUGACUUGGUUGGUAGCAACAACGCCAACGUGGGUAGUUCAAAUUCAGUUUCGGCUCAUCAAAAUAAUGAUGAGUCUAAAUGUGAAGUUAAAAAUAGUGAUGCCACUUUGUCGUUGCUAGGGCGUAUAACCUGCUCUGAGCAAGAAACCAAAUCAGAAGAAAAAUUUGACAAUUGCACUCAUAAAAUUGAAGCAGAUGCAGAACUUGAAGAUGUUCCUAAUCUGGAGCUCACUCUUGCAGCCCCCAAAGAAAGGAGCCUGCAGGAACAAAACAAAUCAUCCCCUUCUGCUUCAUUCUUGCUUGGGCCAAUUAGCGUCACUUAAACUAUCAUGUAUUAUAUAUAUAUAUUAAUGUUUUAGCUAGGAAUGUACCCUUUUAUCUGUUGUCAAGUGUCAACUCAUGUAGAAGAUCACCUGAUCAAAGAAACACAUUGUUCUUUGAAGUAAUAGUAGUGAGUAGUCGUCAUUAAUUAGUCCCAAA
Messenger RNA from Cajanus cajan (pigeon pea), 1051 nucleotides. RefSeq names its product transcription factor MYBS3. The record is from RefSeq and is a predicted model, not a curated record. NCBI's taxonomy places the organism in Eukaryota, Viridiplantae, Streptophyta, Magnoliopsida, Fabales, Fabaceae. Gene Ontology annotation, molecular function: DNA binding. Gene Ontology annotation, biological process: response to ethylene; response to gibberellin.